AUGGCGGCAAAGGUGGAGACAAGGCCCGAUGGGCUGGGGUUCUUGGCAUCGACGUUUAUGGUCGUUCCCAUGUCUGAUGCGAUAGCAAGCGACGCGCCAAUCGAAAGUGACACGCCGCCACCCCAGCCCACGGCGGCCAAGACGAAGGCAGCGGGUGCACUGUCUGGCGCAUUGGUGGACGCUGAUGACCAUAUGGAUGUGGCGAUCACCGUGGGAUACUUCCAGGAUGAGAAGCCCACGUUGGUCAGCGACCUUCGGGCUGCCAUCGCCGAGGAGACAGGGACCCACCCCGAGCAGCUUCGGAUGGUCCUGCGAGGGGCAAAGCAUCGCGACAUGACCAAACGCGGCCUUACCGACUUCACCCUGCACGACACCGAGCCCCUCAUGGACUGGCACCUCGACGACACGGAGGUGCUGGUGGAGGUGAAGAAGAAGCAGCGCGCCGGAAAGAGCCUGCACCGUCCCGGAAACGGCUGGUUCAAGAUCAAGAAGGGAGGACGAACAUGCACCAUGAAUAUCGCUGGUGCCAUUGUGAAGCAGAUGAUCUUCUCGAAAGCCAACCAGUACAGCGUGACGGUGGAGGAGCCACGGAUCUUCCCUCUGAUCAUGGAACUUUGUGAUCACUACUGCGCAGACGCGGUGGUCCUGGCGGCCGCCGAUGCCGAUGCGCUGCCCGCGGAGGCCGAGGCCCACGGCUUCUCCGUGGAGGCCGAUGGUGAUACGGGCGUCACCAAGCUGGUCUCUGCCCAGCGCCGGCUUACUGUAGUGUCGGAGCGUGACGAUCCGGACUUUAGCAAGGACAUGCUGCAGGGCACAGAAGAUCCAGAUCUGGAGAAGUUGCCGGCGGUUGUGCACGUGCCAGAAGAGGCCGUGGGGAGCAAGCUCAUCUUCGUGCUCGGAGGGGACGUCUUGCGAGAGACGGGAUCCCUUACGAAGGUGAUCCGAAGCCUUCGCCACCCAUCCGGCGAGCUGCUGACGGUCUUCCACCUUGUUACAAGCACCAGGCACAAGCUCCAUUUGCCAUCCCUUGGCUUCGUGGUGCGCAUGAGGGACCGCUUCGGCUGCGACAUUCCGCAGCUGCCGGGCGCACUUCUGGAUCGCGUCCUGCCUCGGCCUGCCGAAACAGCAAGUGGCCCCUGCUAA
Molecule: messenger RNA, 1143 nt
Organism: Symbiodinium natans
Lineage: Eukaryota; Dinophyceae; Suessiales; Symbiodiniaceae
Source: the annotation of a GenBank genome assembly